UUCAACAUCAUGAUAAAAUUUAUUAUUGCUGUUUUAAUAAUUUCUUUAAUGUUUUUGAAAUCAUUUGCAAAAGAUUAUGAAAGUUCUUUAGCUCAAUCUAAUAUUUACUAUCAGCGACCACUUCGACUUGGAAAUUCGAAAGAACUGGAAAUGCUUGAUGUUGAGAAAUUAGAAAAUAAAAAGGAUAUCAAACUCAUAAUUCAUGGUUAUUUGGGAAAUAGGGGUCAUUCUGCUAUAGUUCCAGUUAGAAACGCUUAUCUGUCUCAAGGAACUGACAAUAUCUUCAUGGCCGACUGGGAAAGAGCUGCUGGAUAUGAUUACCCAACUUCAAGAGGUUUGAUUGUAAAAGUUGCAAAACGUUAUUCAAAAAUACUAUCCGAAUUCAUGAAAAAAAAUGAAAUUGAUCCAAAUGAAGUGCAUUUAAUCGGACACAGUCUUGGUGCACACAUAGUUGGAAAUAUUGGUCGAUACUUUAAUGGAUCCUUAGGUCGAAUAACAGGCCUUGAUCCUGCACUGCCACUUUUUUUACCUCAGUCAGCAGAUGGACUUCGUCCAGAUGAUGCCAAGUUUGUCGAUGUUAUUCAUACAGAUCAUCCAGUCUUUGGAGAUGUAAUGCCUCGUGGAAAAGCAGAUUUUUACCCUAAUUAUGGACGAGCUCCACAACCAGGUUGUACUGAGGCAGAUUUAAGAACUCUCACAUCAUGCAGUCACUAUAGAGCUGUUCAAUUAUAUGCCGAAUCCAUAAGCAUUCCAAGAAAUUUCCCAGCAAUAACUUGUUCCCUUUAUGAUAUACUUUUCAAUUACAUCGGACGAUGUAGAACAGCAGCUACUUUAAGCACAACUGUAAUGAUGGGGGAAUAUGUUGAUAAGAGCGCCCUCGGACAGUACUUUUUGUUUACAAAUGCAGCGCCACCUUUUGGACUUGGAGAUAAUUCAGAAAUUUAUAGGAACUUUUAUCAAGUACGAGAACAAUAGUUAUGGAAAAUUUAAAGGUUGUGAGAUGAAAUUCGGCUAAUAUCAAAGACACGAACACAAACAAAAACUAAGUUUUAGAAUCUAUGGAAAUUUAAUUUUUGUGGAACAAAAUUUAAAUUUUUCAAUUUUGAAUGUUCAACUUUUU
Messenger RNA from Episyrphus balteatus (marmalade hoverfly), 1120 nucleotides. RefSeq names its product pancreatic triacylglycerol lipase. Gene Ontology annotation, molecular function: lipase activity. Lineage: Eukaryota; Metazoa; Arthropoda; Insecta; Diptera; Syrphidae. The record is from RefSeq and is a predicted model, not a curated record. The coding region runs from base 10 to 975 and encodes 321 amino acids. Gene Ontology annotation, biological process: lipid metabolic process. The transcript is spliced from 6 exons.